This is a messenger RNA of Tripterygium wilfordii, 1195 nucleotides long. Its product is annotated as pyruvate dehydrogenase E1 component subunit alpha-3, chloroplastic. Bases 86 to 1105 code for a protein of 339 amino acids. Gene Ontology annotation, biological process: pyruvate decarboxylation to acetyl-CoA. The transcript is spliced from 2 exons. The record is from RefSeq and is a predicted model, not a curated record. Gene Ontology annotation, molecular function: pyruvate dehydrogenase (acetyl-transferring) activity. NCBI's taxonomy places the organism in Eukaryota, Viridiplantae, Streptophyta, Magnoliopsida, Celastrales, Celastraceae. Gene Ontology annotation, cellular component: intracellular membrane-bounded organelle.
GGACAGUGGUUUUAAUGUUGCUGCUUUUGCUUAAUUGCAUAUUCAGUUGAUUACGAAAGAGGAGAGCUUGGAGCUCUAUGAAGAUAUGAUUUUGGGAAGAUCCUUUGAGGAUAUGUGUGCACAGAUGUAUUACAAAGGCAAAAUGUUUGGCUUUGUUCACCUCUAUAAUGGCCAAGAGGCUGUAUCAACUGGGUUUAUCAAGCUUUUGAAGAAGGAAGAUUGUGUGGUGAGCACAUACCGUGAUCAUGUGCAUGCAUUGAGUAAGGGAGUCCCUGCUCGUGCUGUGAUGAGUGAGCUCUUUGGCAAAGCCACAGGGUGCUGCCGAGGCCAAGGUGGGUCAAUGCACAUGUUUUCCAAAGAGCACAAUCUGCUUGGUGGGUUUGCCUUCAUCGGGGAAGGAAUUCCGGUGGCAACUGGAGCAGCCUUUACCUCUAAAUAUAGGAGGGAGGUAUUGAAGGAGGCUGAUUGUGAUCACGUGGCAGUGGCAUUCUUUGGAGAUGGUACCUGUAACAAUGGGCAGUUCUUUGGGUGUUUGAACAUGGCAGCGCUGUGGAAAUUGCCCAUUGUCUUUGUUGUAGAGAACAAUCUGUGGGCAAUAGGGAUGUCGCAUUUGAGAGCAACCUCAGAUCCCGAGAUUUAUAAGAAGGGACCGGCGUUUGGAAUGCCUGGUGUUCAUGUUGAUGGAAUGGAUGUUUUGAAAGUGAGGGAGGUUGCCAGUGAAGCAAUUACACGGGCUAGGAGAGGAGAAGGGCCGACUUUGGUGGAAUGUGAGACGUAUAGAUUUAGGGGACACUCACUGGCUGACCCUGAUGAGCUUCGUAACCCUGCCGAGAAGGCUCACUAUGCUGCUAGAGAUCCCAUCACUGCUUUGAAGAAAUACAUGAUUGAGAACAGUUUGUCUAGUGAAGCAGAGUUAAAGGCCAUUGAGAAGAAGAUAGAUGAGGAGGUUGAGGAGGCCGUUGAGUUUGCGGAGGCAAGCCCUGUUCCACCUCGCAGCCAACUUCUUGAGAAUGUGUUCGCAGAUCCUAAAGGCUUUGGAAUUGGACCUGAUGGGCGGUACAGAUGUGAGGAUCCCAAAUUCACAGAAGGCACAGCUCAUGUCUAACUUCCCAGAGUUGGACAUUCAUCGACCUACUUUUUUCUGGCCUUUAGUUCAUUGUUAUAACUUAUAUGGUCCUAUAUUUUGUUCUUACUA